AUGGAUUUCGAGCACUCAGACUAAUUCACCUAGAGAGUAGAACUGAUAAUUAGAAAUUUCUUACAUAUCCCAGAUGAAGGCGAACAUAAUUGGAAAGAGAUUAAUUAAAAAUUGGAUUACUUGCAAAGUCAGUUGGUUGAUGUAAAAUUGAGCAUUCUUUAAUAUUUAAAACAGAGUUUCGAAGCUAUUCGAGAAUAAUUGCAAUGCGAUUUAGAAGCCAUUUAGAUUGAGUUUCAAUCUAAAAAUUUAUAAUAAAUCCCUCUUGUGAAGACUGGCGAGAUGAUGGUGAAUGAAAGAAUAGACUAAAUAGGUCUGAAUGUUUAGGAGAUCGAAAAAAGUUUAGUGAAUAAAAUCGAUUAACUCAGUAACAAAGUAGGGACCAUUAAAAUGAAUAGGGACGAAUUGCAAGAGCAGAUUAAAUCGUUUGAUGGUAUUGAUAUAAAAUUGAAAGAAGCUCGGAUGGAAUCUCAAUGGCAGGGCUUGGCUAAUGUUUCCGAUUAAUUUUGGCUAUUCAAGAAGCAAUUUGAACCGCUUUUGAGUGGAACACAGCAACAGAAAAAAAAACACUCUCUUUUUACAUGA
Molecule: messenger RNA, 582 nt
Organism: Paramecium tetraurelia
Lineage: Eukaryota; Ciliophora; Oligohymenophorea; Peniculida; Parameciidae
Exons: 3
Source: RefSeq, a predicted model, not a curated record